CGACAUCUAGGAAAUGUUAUUCCCUAUAAAAGAACUAAAGCUUAAAAGCUAAACAUUUGAAUAAAUUUAGUGUAAAAACACUGAAAAACAACUUAAAAAGUAUAAAAAUACGUAAAACAGAUAAAAAUCUAGACGCAGAGUGUUUGUUUUUAAUUGUCCAAGGUAACCAUCUUGUUUUAUUUGUUUGUUUGAUCGAUUUCUAAACAUAAUCAUACAUUUAUUACAACUAUCAUCAUGGUACGUGAUAAACUGGACUCUGAAGAUCCUUCCCGUUAUCCCCGGAUGACGAAGGAGUUCAUCCUUAAGCACUGCAAGGAACAGAAACUCUAUACAACACCAUAUCUCAACGAUGUUUUGUAUCUGCACUUCAAAGGCUUCUCGACGAUUGAAAAUCUUGAAGAAUACACCGGGUUGAAGUGUCUCUGGUUGGAAAACAAUGGUAUACGCCAGAUAUCUGGUUUGGACCACCAGCAGAACCUCCGUUGUCUAUUUCUGCAUAAUAAUAUAAUCAAAAAGAUUGAAAAUUUGGAGGCGUUGCGUAUUCUGGACACUUUGAAUCUGUCACAUAACUUUGUGAAGAAGAUUGAGAAUCUCUCCGGGUUGAAACAACUGCAUACCUUGAAUCUGGGACAUAAUCAUAUUGAAAAUCUAGAGGAUUUUGAAGAUUUGGUUAAUUAUGAUGAGUUAUCCUGUUUGGAUUUGAGUAAUAAUCAUAUAGAUGAACCGUUGAUUCUUCAAGUAGUGGGUAAAAUGAAGAAUCUGCGGGUUUUGAAUCUGAUGGGGAAUCCGGUGAUAAGAAAAGUGGCUUGUUAUAGAAAGAUGAUGAUUCUGAGUUGUAAGCAGUUGACGUAUUUGGAUGAUAGGCCUGUGUUUCCGAAGGAUAGGGCGUGUGCUGAAGCAUGGGAGCGUGGAGGUGUGGAGGAGGAAAAGGCCGAGAGGUUGAGGUGGUCUCAGAGGGAACAGCAGAGGAUUAUGGAUUCUGUUAAUGGGUUGAUUAGGAUUCGUGAUGAGAAUAUUGCAAAGAGGCAGAAUAGGGAGAAUUUAGCUAUUGGGGAGAUAGGUAAUCAAGAACUGGUAUUACCAAUUGAAGAAGAAGAAGGACAUGAAAAUAAUGAAGAAAAUGAAGAAGGUGAUUUAGUUCCUAUACGUCCAGGGAAUUAUUAUGAAGGAUUAGAAGAAAGGGUUCAAAAUAGAGAAGAACAAAGAGAAAGAUUAGAAGUAAAUGAAGAAGAAUAUGAUUAUGGAAGACAAGGACAUGAACCUGAGGUUAAUGUUGAGGAUGAGGUUGAAAAUGAAGAUGAUGAUAAUUGUUUCAUGCGUGAUCGUAAUCAGGAUAUAGAUGUUUCUGGUUACAGAGAAUGUAUUUUUGAUUUUGAUCCAAGGAGUCAACGAAGAUAUCAAAGAGAACAUAAUAGUAGGAAUCUUGUUCAGGAAAUUGAAGAAAUUGAUACUCCUGAAGUUAAAAUAACAGAAAAAUCUGAAGUCAUUGAAGAAGAUGUUUUUGAUUUGAUGAAUUUUGAUCUGGAAGGAUUAUUUUGUGAAGAUUCUGUUGAAGAAACUAAAGAAGUUGUUAAGAAUGAUGUUAAAGCAACUAAAGAACGUUUGAAUGCACAUAAACAAGAUAUUUAUGCGACUAUGCAUCAAGAAUUGGAUGAUUAUGCUUCAAAUAUCAAUGAAAAAUUGAAGAAUGAUGAAGAAACUUCUUCGGUUAUGUUUGAUAAACUCAGUUUAUUAUUUGAACAAGGAGGUUUGAUGCAGUCUGGUUCCAGUGGGGUUAAAGUAGGAGAAAAUGAAGAAAAUGAAGAGAAAAUACAGCAGGAAGAGAAGAAGAUUGAGUUGAUUGAAGUUAUUAAUGAAGAGUUUUCUAAAUUGGCUAUAAAUGAUUUAGGAAAUUUCAAAAAUGAAGAAAAACAAGAAGAAAGUGAAGAACAAGAAGAAAUACAAGAGGAAGAAGGAAAAGAAGAAGAAAAUAACGAUGUAGAAUAUUUACUGAAGAAGAAAACUGAUACAAAUCUCAAGUUUUUGGAGAAACUAGCAAAUAUCGAUGAUUUCCCACAGGAAAUGAUUGAUUCCCUCGACAAAGACAAAUUCCUCUCAGAAUGUAAAGCCAGAAAGAUAAAAAUAUCAAAAGAAGAAACAAAUCAAUACGAAGAAAAGGAGCAAGAAGACGAAAAGGUGGAAAUCAUCGAUGAUAUCAACGAUUAUCUACCAGAAGAACUCAAAAUAUCCAAUGAAGAACCUCCCUUAAUCACAGAAACACAAAAAUUGAACUACAAUCAAUACUCUCAAGAAGAAAAUGAUUUCAAAGCACAAAUGCAAUGGAUUCCGAAGAAACACGAUUAUCUCUCUCAAUCUUUAUCAAGAAGAACACAAAAACUACAAGAAUUACACCCGGAUAACACAGAAACCAAAAAAGAAGAAACCGAAGAACGUGGAGAUCAAUUUUAUGACAAAUUAGACCUACAACAUAAAGAUGCAGAAUUCAUAUUUGAUUCUAUUGAUGCAGAAGACACUGAAGAUGAAACAUUAGAUCCACAAAUAUUAAACCGUGAAAUAAUCAACAAAUCUGACGAAAAACCUAAACCCACGCAUGAAUUACCCGCAGAUGACGAGAUACGUGACCUGUUAAAAUGGCAACUACCGAAAACUACUCAUCAACAUGUUGUUUUACCUCCACGAAGAAAUAAAUACCGCCCGGAGGAAAACUUUGAAAGUGGUGAUCAACAUUUUGCUAAAAUGUUAAUAAAACCAGAGGAAAAAAUUAAAGAACCAUCAUUACAGAAUAACAUAGAUCAAGUUUCCAAACAGAUUGUUGAUCAAGCUUUAGAAAUGGCUUCAUCUUCAGAGCUUUCAUUGAUUAGUCAUGAAGAAAAGUUAAAAGAUGAAGAAACCAAUGCGUAUUUAGCUGUAACGAAGAUUUCUGCACUGCGGGGAGAUAUCAAAGCAUAUUCAGAGAGUUUUGAUGAGUUUAAGAAGACAUUUCAUGUUGAUUACGAUGCUUUGAUACAGAAAUACACGCAGAAUUUGAAGAAGAAUCCAAAGUUGGAGGAAAUGUUUGUGGAGUUUAAAAAGAAGAAACAUGGCGGACGGUUAACACCGGAAGAUCGCGAGUAUUUGAUUGGAUUGAUUGAAAGGAAUAAACAAGUUGAAGAAGUUGAAGAAAGUGAAGAUAAUGGAUAUGAAAUAAUUGAAGCACCGAAGACGGCCAUUUGCAGUCUGGAAAUGCGUCUUGCAAAAGAAGAAGACUAGAAAACAUGUAGAUUCGUAGAGAUGAGUGAAUAAAGUUUUCAAUGUAA
Molecule: messenger RNA, 3296 nt
Organism: Dalotia coriaria
Lineage: Eukaryota; Metazoa; Arthropoda; Insecta; Coleoptera; Staphylinidae
Gene: dtr
Product: defective transmitter release
Exons: 1
Coding region: 235-3249 (1004 amino acids)
Molecular function (GO): protein binding
Source: RefSeq, a predicted model, not a curated record